Molecule: messenger RNA, 1107 nt
Organism: Colias croceus (clouded yellow)
Lineage: Eukaryota; Metazoa; Arthropoda; Insecta; Lepidoptera; Pieridae
Product: G patch domain-containing protein 4
Exons: 4
Coding region: 119-1048 (309 amino acids)
Biological process (GO): regulation of ribosome biogenesis
Cellular component (GO): nucleolus
Molecular function (GO): nucleic acid binding
Source: RefSeq, a predicted model, not a curated record
UGACAUUGACUUUCAAAACAAAUCAAUGUGGUAAUUUUAGGUUAAAAAUAUUAAACAAUAGUUCUAUAUUUUUAUUAUUUAGAGUUAUGAUUUAAUUUAAUUUAUAUGAUAUAAAGCAAUGGAUUUCGCACGUAAACAAUUAGAAAAAUAUGGCUGGACUGAUGGCAAAGGUUUAGGAAAACAUGAAAAUGGUAUAUCGGAAGCGUUAAAACCGAAGUUGAAGCGUAGUGUCACGGGCAUUGGGCAUGAUGCAGCCGCGGAAUUUACAGAACAUUGGUGGACGAAACUGUACAACACGGCUGCUAGUAAUGUUGAGGUUAAAGAGAAAAAUGGAAAGACAAAAGAAAUAAAAACUAAAGAUGACGAGUUUGAAAUAACAAACAGUUCUUGGUCCUACAAAAAGAAGAAUAAAGAUAAAUCAAAAGAGGAAUAUACAAACUUUUUUGUUAAAACCUCCAUAUUAUCAAAUGGUGGUGCUAAAACUGAAGAUUUGAAUGAUCAAGGUAUUGUAGAAACAGUACCAGGUGUGAAAUUAAGUGACGAGGAGCUGUUUGCAGCUUGUGAAGGAAGAACUGCUCAUAAAGGUGCCCGUCAUGGUCUUAAAGCGCUAGGUAAAUUAGCAAGGAUUGAAAUGCAAGAACAGGCAUUAUUACAACAGGCUAAAUAUAAAGGUUACUCUCAAGCCAAGAAAGACAAAAACAGUGAAGGUGAUAUUUCAAGUGAAAACGAUAAAAAAGUAAAGAAAUCCAAAAACCUUCGCCUAGAAGCACAAGAAUCGAACCUUUGCCAUGAGAAUGAACCUGUAAAAAAAGUAAAAAGGAAAGCAAUUGACAGUGAUGCCAGUAGUGUAAAUAAAAAUGUUGAAUUAAAUGAACAAAAUGAAGGAGUAAAUGAAAUUGAUACUCAAGAUGGUGAAACAGUUCCCAAAAAGAGAAAGAAAAAGAAAAAAGAUAAGAAGACUGUUGAUGAAGAACAAAUUAGCCAGACAGAAGAUAUAACAGAAACAGAUGUGCCUAAGAAGAGUAAAAAGAAGAAGAAUAAAAAGUGAAAUGAAACAAAUUAUUUUGUAUAAUUUUUACAUUUACAAAUAUAAGGUUUUUAUUGUUA